GUGAGGGAUGAAGACAAAGAGUCCCGCGCAUCUUAUUUUUUCGUGACAUGGUGGGCGGUUGAGUUUCAGUCCUUUAAAAAGCCCCUGUACCAAGACAGACAGACAGACAGACACAGAAAGAGAGCGACAGACAGAGGGAGAGAUAGAGUGGGCAAAUCCACGGCACCAUGACGCACAGGUCAGCGCGUCUCCUGCAGUGAUGCUCCAUUGACUCAUUUAUCCAGAGCGAAGUAGCAGCGCGGCUCAGGACAGUCUCCUGCCAUGGACUCUCUCGGCGGUCUCCUCUUGCGGAUAUCGGUGCUUCUGUACGGCUCCGGCGGCGUUCUGGCGCUCUUACCGGGAAUAACGGAGCCCGAGUUCAUCCGCAGGUGUGUGCUGGCGCAUAACACGCAGCGCUCGCGCACCGCUCCACCUGCGGCCAGCGCGCGCUCAAUGUCCUGGGACAAUGAAUUGGCCAAAGGUGCCAGAGACCGAGCGAGACACUGCAAGGCCUCUCAUCACCCUGGGCUGGCACAUUUUGGUAACCCACUGUUUGGGUGGAUGGGCGAGAACAUCUGGCUGGGGGCUCCGUUUUCAGCCUUCUCAGUGGAGAACGCCAUACACAGAUGGAGCAAAGAAGGCGCUUACUCACUCAAAAAUAACAACUGCUCACACAUGUGCGGCCACUACGCACAGUUAAUGUGGUCUACAAGCUUCAAGCUGGGCUGUGCAGUAAAUGUGUGCUCUAAAGGAAUUGAAAACUUCUCCCCUCACCCAGAAUCCACUAUUUUCGUGUGUAACUAUGGCGAUACGGGACACGUUCAUGGUGUUACUCCAUAUGGUGUGGCCUGCAGCGGUUGUGGGUCAGAGAUCUGCCGAGACAACGUCUGUAGAUAUGAUUGGUUCCCUGGGUGGGACUAUGGCCCGCCCUCUUCAGCCUACAGUAUUUCCUAUUGGCUGACUAAUCUUGGAAUGUGUCUACUAGGAGUUUGCUGGCUACUCCACUUUUAUGAAACACAUUAAUGUCAUCAUGUGAACCUGUUCCCUAAUGUCUCAAACUUGAACCUUAAAAUUUGCAUCUCUACAUAAUUUCAUUAUGGUUGGAUAUUAAAUUAGCAAU
Molecule: messenger RNA, 1099 nt
Organism: Sinocyclocheilus rhinocerous
Lineage: Eukaryota; Metazoa; Chordata; Actinopteri; Cypriniformes; Cyprinidae
Gene: glipr1b
Product: GLI pathogenesis-related 1b
Exons: 5
Coding region: 262-1002 (246 amino acids)
Source: RefSeq, a predicted model, not a curated record